UGCAGCAUGGAGGAAGUUUCAGUCGGCGCUUGCACGAUAGGCAGCACUGACUCGACAGUGACUUAACAGCGCCUAAGUCUGGAGGGAGCUUCUUAUACCUGGUCCGCGUUCCCCUCUCCUACUGUUGUCCCUAAAGUUUCAUUUCUCAGUCACUCCUUACCGCGGUCUUUUUGGUACCCUUUUUCAAUUUCUUCUCUUCUCCCUCUGGCUCGUUCUUUGCAAGGUUGUGGCUGGACCAUAACCAACGCUUUCUCGUUCUUCUCCAAGCACCAACACGAAGCGAUCUCAUACCCACACAUCGCCUGACAUGGGGAACAGUAUGUGGUACGCCUUCUUGAACGACGAGCUCUGCUAUGUGUCUCUCUGGGUCUUCGCGUGCUUGAUCGCAGUCAUCUUCCUCUGGCAGACCACCCUUCAGCUCGCUGCUCAUCUCCGUCGACUGGCCACCUUCACCGACCCCCUGCAGCAUUUCCACCGCGUCCCCGACUGGCGACUGUCAUGGGUCAAGCGCCAUCUCCUCUACGCCCCCCUCUGGCGCAACCGACACAAUCGCGAAAUGCGACUCUCGCGAGCCAUCAACAUGGGCACCUUGCCCAGUCGGUUUCACGCCCUGUUGCUCGCCUUCCUCGUGACUAUGAACGUGGUUCUCUGCACCGUCACAAUCCCCUUCGGAUCGAAGGAAUCAACGGUGGCCGAACUGAUUCGGAAUCGGACGGGCUACAUGGCGACGGUGAAUCUGUUUCCUCUCCUGGUGAUGGCGGGACGUAACAAUCCGCUAAUCCCACUGCUGCGCGUGCCGUUCGACACGUGGAAUCUCCUGCAUCGGUGGCUGGGACGCAUCGUGUUGCUGGAGGCCGUGGCGCAUGUGGUUGCGUGGGGAGUGCCUAAGGUGCAGAUGUAUGGCUGGAAGGUGAUGCUAGCCACCCUUAGCAAACCGUUCAUGUUCAACGGCCUGAUGUGUAUGGUCGCGAUGCUCGCCAUUCUCAUUCAAUCCCCCUCGCCCAUCCGACACGCCUUCUACGAAACAUUCCUGCACCUCCAUAUUGCGCUCGCAUGUAUCGCCUUGGGGUUCGUGUGGCAUCACGUCUACCGCUACUCCUGCAAGUUCUAUCUCUACGCAGGUGUCGCCUUCUGGGCAUUCGAGCGUCUGACCCGCUUGCUCGUCCUCCUCCAUCGCAACUUUCGUCCCGGGGCGCGCACCACAGCGUACAUUGAGCCCCUCCCUGGCGACACGCUGCGGAUCACCCUCCAAGUGGCGCGACCGUGGCGUUUCGCCCCGGGCCAGCACCUAUUCCUCUGCAUCCCAUCCGUCGGGGGCUGGACAUCGCAUCCAUUCUCCGUCGCCUGGGCCGGAGACACCGCACCGGAGCACGAGAAGUGCCUUAAGAACACCCUCGACCUACCCCCUUCCUCGGCCCCGGCCGCGAUCGCCCUCCUGGUGCGCCGCCGCACGGGCUUCACCGACAACCUCUUCAAGAGGGUUGUCGCGCAUCAGCAUGCGCUGCGCAGCCCGAUGGCCUACCACGACGACCCCGUCAGCCUCCCCGCGCUGCAAUCGCCGACCGGGCCGCCCCUGCGUCUACCCGCCCUCAUCGAAGGCCCUUACACCUCCCAUCACACGCUCACCUCCUACGGCACCAUCCUCCUCGUCGCCGGCGGCGUCGGCAUCACCCACUGCCUCCCAUUCCUUCCCGAUCUCCUCCGCGGGUACGCGGCCGGGACGGUGGCCGCGCGCCGCAUCACGCUGGUCUGGAUUGUGCAGUCGCCCGAGCAUCUGGAGUGGAUCCGGCCCUGGAUGACGGAGGUGUUGGCCAUGGAGGGGCGGCGGACGGUGCUCCGGGUGAAGCUGUUCGUGACGCGGCCACGGAAUCCCCGCGAAAUUCAGAGUCCCAGUGCGACGGUGGAGAUGUUUGCGGGGAGGCCGGACGUGUCGAUGCUCGUCCGCAUGGAGGCGGCGGCGCAGGUCGGGGCGAUGGGGGUGGUGUGUUGUGGAAGUGGAGGGCUGAGCGAUGAGGUGAGGAAGGCGUGCCGGUCGGUGGUCGGGGGGACGGUGGUGGAUUAUUUCGAGGAGGGAUUUAGUUGGUGAGAGAUGAAUGGUGGUGAGUGAGUUGGUGAUGGGUGGGUGUUGGAAGGACGAAAUGCCGA
Aspergillus saccharolyticus JOP 1030-1 is the source of this 2145-nucleotide messenger RNA. RefSeq names its product ferric reductase family protein. Gene Ontology annotation, cellular component: plasma membrane. The transcript is spliced from 4 exons. The record is from RefSeq and is a predicted model, not a curated record. Lineage: Eukaryota; Fungi; Ascomycota; Eurotiomycetes; Eurotiales; Aspergillaceae. Gene Ontology annotation, molecular function: ferric-chelate reductase activity. The coding region runs from base 308 to 2086 and encodes 592 amino acids. Gene Ontology annotation, biological process: copper ion import; intracellular iron ion homeostasis; iron ion transport.